This is a messenger RNA of Helianthus annuus (common sunflower), 1624 nucleotides long. RefSeq names its product oligouridylate-binding protein 1. Gene Ontology annotation, molecular function: mRNA binding. The record is from RefSeq and is a predicted model, not a curated record. The transcript is spliced from 12 exons. Bases 166 to 1371 code for a protein of 401 amino acids. NCBI's taxonomy places the organism in Eukaryota, Viridiplantae, Streptophyta, Magnoliopsida, Asterales, Asteraceae. Gene Ontology annotation, cellular component: cytosol.
UCCAGUCUUUUCUUUUCUUUUCUUUUUCUUUUUCUUUUUUUCUUUUCUUUUUUUCCCUUUUUUCCCUUCACUUUCCCCUGUUUCUUGGUUAAACAAAACCCUAGCUUUUCUUUCUAUCUCUACAUACACACUGUAUCUAUAAUCUAUCAUCAUCAUCUUCAAAAGAUGAUGCAACAACAACAGAGGAUAAGACAACAACAGGCCCUGAUGCAGCAAUCCCUCUAUCACCCUGGUCUCUUAACACAUCCUCAGAUAGAGCCGAUCUUGAGUGGAAAUUUACCUCCUGGAUUUGAUUCAACUACAUGUCGCAGUGUGUAUGUGGGAAACAUCCACCCUCAAGUCACAGAACCCCUACUUCAAGAAAUCUUUUCAAGCACUGGUGCUCUUGAAGGCUGCAAGCUCAUUAGGAAAGAUAAAUCAUCAUACGGGUUUGUCGAUUACUUUGAUCGGCGUUUUGCUGCUCUUGCUAUCGUCACCCUUAACGGAAGGCAUUUGUUUGGGCAGCCAAUUAAAGUUAAUUGGGCAUACGCCAGUAGCCAAAGAGAAGAUACCUCAGGCCACUUCAACAUAUUUGUAGGUGACCUUAGUCCUGAAGUUACUGACGCCACAUUGUUUUCUUGCUUCUCGGUGUACCCUACUUGCUCUGAUGCAAGAGUUAUGUGGGACCAGAAGACGGGCCGCUCUAGGGGAUUUGGAUUCGUUUCAUUUAGAAACCAACAGGAUGCCCAAAGUGCAAUUAAUGAUCUGAAUGGAAAAUGGCUCGGAAGUAGGCAAAUUCGAUGCAAUUGGGCGGCGAAGGGUGCCGCAUCGGAUGACAAACAGCGGUCAGAUACCAAAAGUGUUGUUGAAUUGACAAACGGAACUUCAGACGAUGGUCAAGAAAAGAUCAAUGAAGAUGCUCCGGAAAAUAAUCCUCAAUACACAACCGUUUAUGUUGGCAAUCUGGCUCCUGAGGUCACAUCAGGUGAUCUCCACUGUCAUUUCCAUGCUCUUGGUGCUGGUGUUAUCGAAGAUGUUAGAAUUCAACGAGACAAAGGUUUUGGUUUCAUAAGAUACAGCUCCCAUGAUGAGGCAGCACGCGCUAUACAGUUAGGAAACACCCGUUAUCUCUAUGGCAAACCACUUAAGUGUUCAUGGGGUAGCAAACCGACACCUCCAGGCAGCAGCUCAACUCCUCUACCACUGCCAAUUACCGGAAGUAAUCUCGGUUUUUCAGCUAUGGAUAUGGCAGCUUACGAAAGACAAAUGGCUCUUAGUAAAAUGGCUGGUAUGAUGCAUCAGCAGAUGGGCGGUGCCGCUAGCCAGGGAGCACUCUAUGAUGGUGGCUACCCAGGAAUUGCCGCCACGCAAGCCCCUAUGUACUAUCAGUAAGUCGCAGAGGCAUGUGUGGAUUGGGUCUGGUGGGAAGUAUAUCUAGAGCUAUCAAGAUAGAUAGGGUUCUCUUCUUUUCUUUUCUUUGCCAAUGUUUUAAGUUACUAUUGAUUGGAAUGCUUGGUUUCUUGUUAUUGUACAACUUUUUUUUGAGGAUGUAUAUGUAGCAUUACCAUGUGUACCUUGCCUUUACAAUUGUAAGUUCCUAUGAUGAGGGAAGUAUUGAUUUAUGAAAGGAUUAUGGAUCAAUAGA